UUCUGGGUGUUGGUAGAGAUUUGGGAGGCUCUCCAAGGUCUGUAACCCUCUGGGAACAACUGGAGCUGUAGCUCCACCCCAUGAGGUCUGUGAGCUCCUCAACAGCAGAGCUCUGCAGGGACCCUGGAUGUGGAGAGCAUCCAUCUGCCCAGCCUGUGCCAGACACUGUCAGGGGGAGGGAGGAUGCUGUGGUGGAGCACCAGGAAGGUCUGCAUGGAGAGCUGAGGUGGGAAUCAUCCACUGGCCCUGCCCAACCAGCCCAGGCAGCAUGUUCCCAGUUCAGGUUUCACCUGCCAGCACAGCUGAUGCUUCGGGGGUGUCUGGUUGCCCGUGGAUGGGAGUGGGAAAAGCUGAGGAUGGAGGGGAUUGAGCAAUGAGCAAUCCCUGCCAAGGCUCAGUGUCCAGCGUGGGAAGUGCAGUUCCUUCCAUCCAGCCCUGCCCUCCCUCCACACGCUGUUUCUGGCUCUCAUUUCUUUGGCAGAAAAUUCACAUUCUCAUCCCCUCUCUCCUCCCCUCGGCUGUGGCAGCUCCUUUCCAUCACUUCCCCACUUCUCCUCCUGCCUGUGGGCUGGAAGGGCCCCUGGAGCCUUUGAGGAGAUGCUGCUGUGAAAACCAUUGUCCCAAAGGAAGAGCCGGGAGCUCCAGGAGCUGCUGGUGCUGCUGCAAGAGGACACAGGCAAGGUGUGUUUUGCAGAGGACCUUUGGCUCGGCCCCUGUGCCAGGCCCCAGCCCUGGGAUGCAGCCCGUGGCCCUGCAGAGCCUGUCCGAGCUGGAGAGGGCCAGUCUGCAGGAGCUGGCGCUGUUCCGGCUGCAGGAGAGGCUGCCCCUGGGGCACCUCAGUCUGGACAGAGAUGGCUCCAAAGGCAUUAAAUCCAUCCGGCAGAAGCUGGAGAGCUUCUCGAAGGAGAGGAAAGAGUGCUCUCCCCACACCUUCGGGGUCCCGCUCCCCCAGGUCAUCGCCAACGACCGCGCCUGCCGCCAGCUGCAGGAGGCCGUGGGCAAGAGCCGGCGGCUCUGCCUGGAGGUGGAGGCCACGGUGACCAGGUUCCGGGCUCAGAGGCAGAGGAGGUUGGGAAUGGGCACCAGCUGUAUCCGGGCACCCGACGGGGGCUGCCCAGAGGAGCCGCCUUCCCCAGCUCUUGUGGACAAGAGCUCCUGGAGCCAGCGGAGGGGGGCCAUGUCCGUGGAUUCCAUCACGGACCUGAGUGACAACGCCUCCGAGCUGCUGGAGGCCCUGCAGCUCUCACACCCCCACGAGCUGCACCCUCGCAGGAGCCGGGGCAAGAAGAAGCCACUGAGCCUGAACCCCAUCACCUGGCAGGUGCCACGGAUUGUGGACAGGUGCUGCACUCACCUUGAGACACACGGGCUCCAGACUGUUGGCAUCUUCCGUGUCGGGAGCUCCAAGAAAAGAGUCCAGCAGCUGAGGGAAGAGUUUGACCGAGGGCUGGAUGUUUUCUUGGAUGAGCAUCAAAGUGUUCAUGAUGUGGCUGCCCUGCUCAAAGAGUUUCUCCGGGAUAUGCCAGAUUCCCUGAUUCCCAGAGAGCUCUAUGGAGCCUUCCUCAGCACAGCCACCCUGGAGGGGCCGGCCCAGCUGGACACCCUGCAGCUGCUGCUGUUCCUGCUGCCCCCGUGCCACAGUGACACCCUGCUCCGGCUCCUGCGCUUCCUGGCCAAGGUGGCCCAGCACGCUGAGAGCUCCUGGGACCCCGAGGGCCGCAAGAUCCCUGGGAAUAAAAUGACAGUGUCAAACCUGGCUACAGUCUUUGGUCCCAACAUCCUGCAGAAGGAAAAGCCUGGAGAGAAAGAUGCCAGUGCCCUGAACUUUGAGGACAGUGCUGCCAUAAUCCUGGUGCUCCAGAGGCUGAUCGAGCACCACCACUCCCUGUUCAUGGUGUCUCCAGAGAUGCAGUGUGACGUGCUGAGGAGGCUGUUCCAGACAGACCCCGAUGUCAUUGAGUACCUGCUGCGCAGGAAAUUCCCUGACGUGCUGAGCCCAGAGUGUGAGGAUCCCGGGCAGGACCUCGCUCUGCCCGCGCUGCCCGGCUGGACACACAGCCUGGAGCGAGGCUCGGUCUCCUCGGAGCUCUACAGCAACGUCUCCUUCCUAAACCUGGAUGUUGGCAUCUAGCAAGCCCUGGCCAGGCUCCCUGGACAAAACCAGGCAGCUUUUCCCAGCAAAACCCAGCCCCUGCCUCACUCUGGGGCCAGCCCCUGUGCCUGUGCCCUGGGGGCAGAGCUGUACUCGGGGCUCACCUGCCAGGCUGGCACCUCCCUGUGGGUCCAACCACUGCCACGUCCUCAGCACAGCCCUCUCUGCCACCUCCUUCUCACAGGACCUCGGGGAAUGGCUUUCCAUCCCUAGACCUGGGAGCACUCUUGGGAGGACAGGCUGAGGAAGCUGGGACUGCUCAGCCAUGAGAAGAGAUGGCUCAGAGGGACCUUAUCUGUCGCCCUGUUCUUCUAAGUUCUUCUAAGCCUUCUGAUGUUUACAUUCUUCUAAUGAAGUUUCUCACGCACUUUUAUGUAAUUAAUUAUUGUUUUACAUUCUUCUCUAGAGGAGGAGAAAUUUGAUGGACUGUUGGUUUGUCCAGUGCCAUUGGGGAGGUAGCACUUUCAUCCUCCAAUGCACUGUCACUUUUGAAAGUCUAUAAAUAUUAGAGUCAAGAAAUAAACUUCCCUCCUUCUUCUUCUUCUCACCCUGAA
Messenger RNA from Passer montanus (Eurasian tree sparrow), 2706 nucleotides. RefSeq names its product Rho GTPase activating protein 36 (gene ARHGAP36). Gene Ontology annotation, biological process: signal transduction. The transcript is spliced from 11 exons. Lineage: Eukaryota; Metazoa; Chordata; Aves; Passeriformes; Passeridae. The record is from RefSeq and is a predicted model, not a curated record. The coding region runs from base 374 to 2131 and encodes 585 amino acids.